AUGGGCGGGGCCGGCUCCGCGGGCCGCCCCGCUAUAUCUGCGCCUGCGCGGCGGCGCGACGGGGCCAGUCCGGACGGAGGAGACAAGAUGGCGCUGCGGGCGAUGCGGGGGAUCGUGAAUGGGGCCGCGCCCGAGCUGCCCGUGCCCACUAGUGGGCCGAUGGCGGGAGCGCGGGAGCAGGUGCUGGCGGUGAGCCGGAACUACCUCUCCCAGCCUCGGCUCACAUACAAGACAGUAUCAGGAGUGAAUGGUCCGCUAGUGAUCUUAGAUCACGUGAAGUUUCCCAGAUAUGCUGAGAUUGUCCACUUGACACUACCAGAUGGCACAAAGAGAAGUGGGCAAGUUUUAGAAGUUAGUGGUUCCAAAGCAGUGGUUCAGGUAUUUGAAGGGACUUCAGGUAUAGAUGCCAAGAAAACAUCCUGUGAGUUUACUGGGGAUAUUCUUCGAACACCAGUCUCUGAGGAUAUGCUUGGUCGGGUAUUUAAUGGAUCAGGAAAACCCAUUGACCGAGGUCCUGUGGUACUGGCUGAAGACUUCCUUGACAUCAUGGGUCAACCAAUCAAUCCUCAGUGUCGAAUCUACCCAGAGGAGAUGAUUCAGACUGGUAUUUCUGCCAUUGAUGGCAUGAAUAGCAUUGCUAGGGGACAGAAAAUUCCCAUCUUCUCUGCUGCUGGCUUACCCCACAAUGAGAUUGCAGCUCAGAUCUGUCGCCAGGCUGGUUUGGUAAAGAAAUCCAAAGAUGUAGUGGAUUACAGUGAGGAGAACUUCGCAAUUGUGUUUGCUGCUAUGGGUGUAAAUAUGGAAACUGCCCGAUUCUUCAAAUCGGACUUUGAAGAAAAUGGCUCAAUGGAUAAUGUCUGCCUCUUUUUGAACCUGGCUAAUGACCCAACUAUCGAGCGAAUUAUCACUCCUCGCCUGGCUCUGACCACAGCUGAGUUUCUGGCUUACCAAUGCGAGAAACACGUACUGGUUAUCCUGACAGAUAUGAGCUCUUACGCUGAAGCACUUCGAGAGGUGUCAGCAGCCAGGGAAGAGGUUCCUGGUCGACGGGGUUUCCCAGGCUACAUGUACACAGACUUAGCCACCAUAUAUGAACGUGCUGGUCGAGUGGAAGGUAGAAACGGCUCUAUCACUCAAAUCCCUAUUCUCACCAUGCCCAACGAUGAUAUCACUCACCCCAUCCCUGACUUGACUGGGUAUAUUACUGAGGGGCAGAUCUACGUGGACAGACAGCUGUACAACAGACAGAUUUACCCGCCCAUUAAUGUGUUGCCAUCACUCUCACGGUUAAUGAAGUCGGCUAUUGGAGAAGGUAUGACGAGGAAGGACCAUGCCGACGUGUCUAACCAGCUGUACGCGUGCUAUGCCAUCGGUAAAGAUGUACAAGCCAUGAAAGCUGUGGUGGGAGAAGAAGCGCUGACCUCGGAUGAUCUCCUUUACUUGGAAUUUCUGCAGAAGUUUGAGAAAAACUUCAUUACUCAGGGUCCUUAUGAAAACCGCACAGUCUAUGAGACUUUGGACAUUGGUUGGCAGCUGCUCCGAAUCUUCCCCAAAGAAAUGCUGAAGAGAAUCCCUCAAAGCACUCUGAGUGAAUUUUACCCUCGAGACUCUGCGAAACACUAGCUACUGCUGCUUCUGUGGUGUGAUCCUCUUGUGAAGUACUGGUUCUGUCCUGAUUCCUUCUGCACUCCUCCAUCCCCACGUUUGUGUGGAGUUUACCUGUCACCCUGUAAUUGAAAACAAACGAUCGGUAACAUUGUGCCAGUGUUGCAAUGUUUUAAACUGCUAACAGACUUUCAACUAUCCCUGUUCAGAAAAAUCUGAUCUCCAGUGCUUUGUUUAAAGUCGGUGCAGGGAUGGAGGUGGCAUUUUCUUACUGAUGUAUGUAUUGUACAUAGUGAAUGACUAGUUGCCUAAUAAUGUCUUGCUGGGUCUUCCAGACCUUACCUCUCAACUCCCUCAAGAUCACUGUUUUGAAGUUCAAAUGCUUUAUUCUCACAUUUAGGGGCAAGGUCUGGUCUGGAAGAAUUCUUUCAGAUGAACCAUCUUCAGCGCAUUCCUGAGCUUCUUGUCUGGGUGUUGGUGUUCCCGUGGGUCUGUCCUCUGCUCUAAUAGGUGGGACAGCUUUGUGCUUUCCUGUGAAAGGAGUAGAUUUGCAAGAGGAGUUUCCUUAAGUACUAUGAGUUGGGAUUCCUAUGGAGCAUCUUUCUGAGUACCACACAGAAUCAUGCAACUUUGCAUGGCUGGCACUCACCUGACAGUGGUGUGAUGUCUUGUCCUGGUGAUCCUCAUGGUUUCCCCGCAGAGAGGUCAAGAGUUCAAGUCAUUAGAAGUGGGACUGGGAAAGAGUUGGGAUACAAGUAAGGGAGAAAAACCCUAUGUCCAGUCUGCUUUCUGAUGUGCUUGCAGUGGUUUAAGUUUCUAAAGAGCCUCCCAGAUCCUGAGUGGGGUGGGGAAGACCUGCUCUUACGUGUGUGGGUAUUUUAAACUUUGUUCUAGUGCAGCCUUUGGUUCCCUGAGCUUUCUGCCCCAGCACUGCCUUCAAGGUGAUCGCGUGCACGAGUGGCGGCAUUUCUUCCUUCCUGCUCCUUCCUGGCGUGAGUCCUGAGCUGUCUCCUGUAUACCUCUGCCGCGUCUGCUCUUAGGUCUCCAUGUUGUGUGCUGCUCCGGUGCUGUAGCACCUUCCCUACUCUGUGCAUUCCUUCUUUCCAGUUUUUCUCUGAGGGGAUUGGGGGGUCCGGCAUGAUUAUAUUUUAAUGUAGAAAAUGUGACAUCUGGAUAUAAAUAAAAAUAAAUGUUAAAUUAAAUGGAAA
Molecule: messenger RNA, 2813 nt
Organism: Nannospalax galili (Upper Galilee mountains blind mole rat)
Lineage: Eukaryota; Metazoa; Chordata; Mammalia; Rodentia; Spalacidae
Gene: Atp6v1b2
Product: ATPase H+ transporting V1 subunit B2
Exons: 14
Coding region: 1-1623 (540 amino acids)
Biological process (GO): ATP metabolic process; proton transmembrane transport
Cellular component (GO): proton-transporting V-type ATPase, V1 domain
Molecular function (GO): ATP binding; proton-transporting ATPase activity, rotational mechanism
Source: RefSeq, a predicted model, not a curated record